AUGAAAACCAGAGUAUCAGAUCGGGAGGAAGGUUUUGAAUACCAGUACCCUGCCAUUCUACCUAGCAAACACCCUGUUGUUGAGAAAAUGAUCAGGCAGUACCAUUUACAGAAUAAACAUGCAGGAGUACAAGCGUUGAUUGUCAUCCUUCGUGACAGAGUGUGGAUCCGAAAAGGCAGAAGGGCUGUUGGAAAGGUAGUUCACAACUGUGUUCGAUGCAAGCGACACAUAGCAAAAGCCUUAGAGAUGCCAUCACCUCCCUUACCCACAGACCGCACUCAGAUUUCUUCAUGUUUUCAAGUAUGUGGGAUUGACUUGGCUGGUCCAUUGAUCACUAGAGAUAAUCAGAAGUGUUGGGUGGUAAUAUUUACAUGUGCCGUGUAUCGUGCAGUCCACUUAAAAGUCAUCCAAUCCCUCAACACAGAAGCAUUCAUAAGAGCCUUACGACGGUUAAUAGCUAGACGAGGCCGGAUAAGUGUUAUCUAUUCAGAUAAUGGCACAAAUUUUGUUAGUUUAAACAAGAAUCUGAAGUCUCUGAACUGGACUGAAAUCCAAAAUACAUUCAGCCUCAAUGCAAUUGUGUGGAAGUUCAUUCCCCCUGCAAGUCCUUGGUGGGGAGGAUUUUGGGAAAGGCUGAUAGGGAUCCUAAAAGGACUCCUCCGGAGGAAUUUGGGAAAUUCGUCUCUCACAUACGAAGAAAUAAACACCCUAGUAUGUGAAUGUGAGGGAAUAAUGAACAGAAGACCACUAACAUACGUCUCAGAGGAGACGGGAGACUUAAGACCUCUGACUCCAUCUAUGUAUUUACAAAGCAUUGUGGGAAAUGAAGUCACGGACUUGGACAUCCUAGAGAGAACCAGUUUGAAAACAAGAUGGAGAUAUAUUCAAAGUCUAAGAGACAAUAUGAACUCCCGUUUCAAAAAGGAGUAUUUGGGGUUCCUGAAAUCGUCCAACAAGUUAAAAUCCGACGAUAUUAAUGUUGGAGACGUGGUAUUGGUUCAAAUUGAAGACAGAAGAAGAAUUACUUGGCCUUUGGGUAUUGUAAUAAAACUGUUCCCAGGGAAAGACGGCAAAGUUCGGUUGGUACAAGUAAAAACUAAAAAGGGUUUAAUACUAAGACCCAUACAACGACUGUACCCACUGGAAGUUACCGGAGAAGGACUGAAUGAAGACUUCUUAUUUUGCGACCUCGCAAAAAAAAAAGGGGGAGUGUGUUAUAAAAUGUAA
Molecule: messenger RNA, 1227 nt
Organism: Macrosteles quadrilineatus (aster leafhopper)
Lineage: Eukaryota; Metazoa; Arthropoda; Insecta; Hemiptera; Cicadellidae
Exons: 1
Coding region: 1-1227 (408 amino acids)
Biological process (GO): DNA integration
Molecular function (GO): nucleic acid binding
Source: RefSeq, a predicted model, not a curated record